Cataglyphis hispanica is the source of this 16671-nucleotide messenger RNA. RefSeq names its product titin. The coding region runs from base 422 to 15208 and encodes 4928 amino acids. Lineage: Eukaryota; Metazoa; Arthropoda; Insecta; Hymenoptera; Formicidae. Gene Ontology annotation, molecular function: protein binding. The transcript has 52 exons. The record is from RefSeq and is a predicted model, not a curated record.
ACCUGCAGCCUCCGUUGCGGCUGCAGCUCCGCGCUGCACCUAUCGCGCUCUCUGCACAUUCUCUAUAAAUGCACGUGCGCACAUCUAUAUGCAUGUGAGAAUUUUUUUCUUUCGUCGUUAACGCGAGACACGUGCCACGGCGACUCGUGUCAAUUCGAGGCUCGAUAAGUUCCCUCGUUGGUCACGUGGAUACGCAGAUGCAAAGCACCUGGAGCCGAAACAGCUGUUGGCUAGUUAUUCCUACAUUUCCGCUAUAGAUUCGAAGUGCAUACUAUGACGUGUGUUGCGCCUACGCAAUGUUUUAUCGUGACACUUUGCAAGUGAUUCGGAUCAGCAUCACUAACUUGAUCGAUGAUCGAUUGAUCAAGGAAAUCUGUAAAAGAUUAUUUGAAAUGACUUUCUUUUACAAGCAAUUAUAGAGAUGUCUAUGAAAAGUUUAAAAGCAGCAGAUAUCCUGGAGGCUUUAGAAUCGAAGCUCGCAUAUAUUCCAGGUGGUCGUGAUCGUGACGGACGGCCUUUAAUAGUAAUUAGUGUUCCUCCAGAACUUGAUCCAACAACAAAACCGAAACUAGAAUCUCUUAUUUUAUAUUUUUUAUCAAUUUUCAGUGAAGAAACGAAAGAAAAGGGCUUGGCUUUAAUUGUGGACGCGCGUCGUGGUGCCUGGCGUGUAGCUAGAUCCUGUAUUAGGCUAUCCACGAAUCUCGCAGGAUCAACAGUCGUUUCCGUGAUUGUAGUCCGACCUGAUGGUUUCUGGGACAAACGUGUCGAUAGUUGUACCAAGUCGCACAAGGAGGGCGAACCAAUAUACGUUACUUUAACGAGGCUGCAUGUUUAUAUUGACUUUUCUCAAUUACCGUACGAGUUGGCAGGUAAUAAGGCAUACAAUCACGUCGAAUGGAUUAAGAAACGUAUGAAAAUAGAAGAUUACUCGAGAGAUGCGUUAGAAUUAAUAUCAAAAAUGACAAAUUUACAUCAAAGAUUGAAUACUCUUGAUGGUAUUCGUAUGACGCAAUCAGAUGAUGAUAUAGAAUCUUAUUGGGAGAUUGGUACGAAAUUAUUAUCAACCGCGCGUCAUAUACUCCAAUCAGGUAGAAAUCUAGUCAGUUCUAUGAGCAGAGAGUGCUCCAAAGAUACUUUGGAUAUGAUUAAAGAAAUCCAUAAGCUGCUCGAUUCUAUCGAAUUAAAACAGAUGGAUAUUGAAAAUUCGUGGAUAGAAAUGGAACGAAAUCUGGAUACUGCCAGAGUAAUCGAAGAUCUCGAGCAGGGUGUAUCGAGCGUUACCGAUUGGAUCUUGGGUCCAGCGGAUAUGAUGCUGAAUUCUUGCUGUCAGGUUGGUUUCGAUGUUUCUUCCUCUGAGGAACUGCGAAGACAGCACGAAAAGCUAGAGCUUCAAUGCCGGGAAACUUAUGGGCGAUAUGCGGAAUUGCUUCAUAAAAUUGAUAGUCUCCCGAAAAGCAGGCUACCAGAAGACUUAAAAUCUCAGAGAGAUUUCAUGGAUUUUGUUUGUCGUAGUUUUGCUUCACGACUCGAAAGACGUAGAAAUGUAUUGAUCACUUCGCAAAGAUUUUUUAGGCUUGUUUCUGAAUACUUUGAUAAGACGAGUGAAGUAUUUGAACAAUUAGUCAUGGGUACCAGGAAUUAUAAUUUGUCUCAGGCGAGCGUUAAGCUCUUAACAUUGGAGAAAAGUCAAACAGUUUUAGACAGUUUAGAGCGCGAACUCGUAAAGGAGGGCGAAAAAUUGUCGGAUAUUCUCUCUAUGCCCGUGAAGGAUGCGCUUGGACGAGAAGUUUACGUUAAUUAUAAUGAAGACAUCGUAAACGUAAAAGAUAUAUUAGACGCAACAAACGCUAGGAAAAAUAUCUUUAACGAUAGCGUGGAAUUACAAAAGCUGUCGUUGAAACAAGUAGCCUUGAUACAUAUGUACGAAAGCGAUGCCGAACAAGCUGUUGAAUGGUUGAAGGAUCUUUUUGACGUAUUACUUCGAAAUCAUAUGGAAGUUGGAUGUAACACAAAGGAGAUACAAUCGCAGAAAGAAGAGCACCAAUCCUUUCAGGAAACUGCGAAGGGGACUUAUGAGUACGGUGGUCAGUUGGUGAACGGUGCCCGCGUACUGAGACUAUCUUGCAGAAUAUCUUUAGAGAGCAACGCUGGUAUCUUUUCGAGAUUGCGGCAAGCUUGGCGGCAGUUUCGAUCUGUUAGUCAAGAGCAGCUAACUAGACUGCGAGUAUGCGCUGUCUUUCACAGGAAUGUUGAAGAUCACUGUACCAGAUUGCAACACUUGGUGGAAACGGUCACGAUCCUGUAUCGUGCUGCAAAAGACGAGGAUGCAGAAGCAAAAUCGCGUAUCAGAGCAGACAUAAGAGUCAUUCUUGAUAAUCGAGAAAAACUUUUAUUGGAGGUUGGUCGGAUGAUGAGGCUAGGUCGCCUUCUCAAGACGAGAUUAAAAGAACCUCUUUAUCAACAACCGAUGUCCGAAGCCGAGGAUACUUCGAUUCUCGGCAGUAAUCUGACAGCUGUGGAAGCUAUCUCGGCGAAAUUGGCGGAAGUUACGCGUCUCGCGGAAAAACUGGAUGCGAGACUAUGCGAAGCCGGAGCUAGAACUCGACCGAUAUCUAUUCCUACCGCUGUGACGUCUUCCGCUUCGUCCUUGCUCUCGAUAUCUACUAUAUCGCCGUCAGGCACGCCCAUCCGUACGACUUCUAUCGCCACCGCACCGGCAUCGGGCGAGACAGCUUCGACCGCGUCUGCGAUCGCUCAAAUACGUCCAGCAUCUUCGGAAGCUACGACUGUGGUAGGCAAGUCUGUAACUCCUAUGGCGGAAAAAUCCGACGAGAGUGUACUUCACAUCCCCCGCUCACAUUCCACAGAAGAUGUCGAGACAUCGAUUAAAGAUUCCGGUACCAAGGAGCUUAUUGAAAAUCCUCGUAGCGAAAAUACGACAGAAGAAUGCAAUGUAGAGGGUUAUACAACAGCGACUGAAUGCUCAACAACUCCACCUUCGCGUUCCAGGAGCGAAUCUUUUAUAACAUCGCCGGAAUGCGAAGAUCUUUCUACGACGGCUCCUGUGACGAGUUUCGAUUCUACUUGGUGGGCCACCGAAACGUCUAAAGUAACUACCACCGCGGAACCUCUUGUUGCUGCUUCGAGCAAUGAAAACCAGACGCUGAAAUUUACCGAAGCAACGUCGAAUAUUUGCGCUACAAAUGGAAUUAAACCAGCAACGCAGAUUGAAACGAUGGACAAAAUCACUGACGAGAGAGCAGGCAGAAUUGUAAAAGAAGUAACCGAGACGACCGUUUUACGCGUGUCGCACGAUAUUCGAUUAGGAGUAGCCUCUUACAAAUUGACAUCUAAUGUAAUUCAAGAUCAUCGACAACAUAUCGAUGCAAAGAAUCUUCAAAAUGUAGAACGUGUGCUACCAGCGGAAUGUCACGAAAGAAUGGACGAUACUCAACGUGAUCUUGAUUUAUCUCACUAUAAAGAAUCUGAGAAUUAUGGCGAUAAAUGCCCGAAGAAAAUCCAAUCGGAUCAAUACAUUACAACAAAACUCAUGAAGAUCCGAGAGCAUAUGUUGAAUGACAGCUCGCGCUCUGAUUUGAGAGAGUACGAAGAUAUAUCUUGGCAGGAUCUUUUGCGGCAUCACGAAGAUAGUGGAAUCGACAUGUCGCCGAUGAAGAAGGAUGAUAAUUUGGAAGGCGAAGAUUUUUUGGAAAGAGCGAGGAAAAGUGGCGAAUGGUUGAAGCUGAAAAUACUCGAGCUACAACCAGAACUAACGAGACUCGGUGCUUCCGCAAAAGAAGCCACGGAACUCUCUAACGCGCACGACCAAGUAUUACAUCGAUUACAGAACAAGCAGAGUCCGGUGGAAGAAUUGUUACGACAGGCUGAUCAAUUGAUUGCGACCCAGAAAUCGAAAGCGGAAGUAUAUGCAGCCAUGGCAGAGACAUUGGGUCAAGCGUGGCGCGAUGUAAAUCAACUUUUAGAACGUCGUAAAGAAAUACUUGACAGAAACGUUUUAUUUCAAUGUCGAGCGACAGAAUGUAGAGAGAGUAUGGAGGCGUUGGAAAUGGCAUGCAAUGACACGUUGCUUCCGAUCGAGAUCGAGGCGGUGAAAAAUUUUCUAUCCAGGAUCCAGGAUCUUCGCAAAGAUAUGCUGGAAGCGUUGAUGGGUGCAUUACGGGAAGGCAAGGCGUUGCUGGACAAACUCAAGGAAUUGGCAAACGAAGGCACCUUAGACUCCAGGCCGGAUACGAUUAAAGACGAAGCUAAUCACGCCGUGCUACGAGUUGAAAGGUGGCUGGAGGAGCUUCACGACAGACGGCGGCUGAUCGAAACGUCUUUUCGUAACAGAAAAACUCAAUUGGAACAAUGCCUCGCUCUCGCGUUGCUCGCGACCGAUCUUCGCGAUCUCGAAGAAAUCCUCAACGACAGAAUCGCCGCCUUAGCGAAUAGCUGCGAUCAGUUAGGAGAUUCUGCAUCUAGCGCCGAAUUGCUUCUUUACGAACUAAAAAAAUUGCAAGCCGAAGCAAAGGAAUUUCAAGACAGAGCUAUUAAAAUAACUAAAUCGACCGAACGAUUAGUGUCAUCGGGACACUUUGCUGGCGAACAAGCGACCGAACAGGCAUACGCGAUUCUUAGCGUCGCCACUGAUUAUGUCAACGACUUGGAUCAGCAUAAUAUAUUGUUGAACAGAGCGAUGAUCUUUUUCGAACUUGCACGAUCGGCUAUCACGAAACUGGAUCAAUUGGAAAUUCAAUUGAUGACAACGGAGCAUCCUCCUUAUUCCGCGCGACUCGCACGUUUUCACGCACAAGCUGUGACUACGAUAGAAGAUGUGACUUCAAAGCCCUUGUCAGAAGGAUACGCGCUACUGGAUGUUACGGGAAGAGGAGCGCCCGGUGCCGAGGGUAUAAAAAAUACGGUAGAAGAAUUGGAAAAUCGCAAGAUUCGUUUGAUGGAACGGUGUACAGCUCAUAAAGAGGAGAGCCUGGAGAUUUCGAGGAUGCUUGCCACAUUCUUGGAUAAGCACGAUGCGUUACGAACAUGGUUGACUAGCAUCGUUGAAGCCUUUCUGCAGGGGCAUCAAGAUAUGGGCAGCGAUUUGACAAUGGCACGUGAUUUUCGUGGAGUUCAUUGUCAAUUGCUCUCCGAUUUUGAUAAUAAAAGCGAGGAAGUGGAUCAUUUAGAAUUGGAGAUUCUUCCAAUCAUAGAACGCCUGGACGAGACACAGAAAUAUGAAUUGCGAUCGAAAAUAAAAAAUCUUGAAGACGAAUGGACGAAGACGAAGAUUGCGGUGCUGAAAAGAAUUGACUUGGGUACAAUUUACAUACAGUUUCACGAGAUUAUCGAAGAAUUGACUAAUGAAAUGGAUUCUAUUGAUAACGAAUUGAAAAAAUGUGAAGUAUUAGAUGAGACCAGAAUCCAUAAAGUGGAAAGAAGAUGGAAGUCUCUUCAACCUCUUUAUAAGAAACUCGAUGAUCGUGCAAAAGCAUUUCUCGAUGAAACCGGCAAUAUUGAUGACCCUUAUCUUGAUAUAUCGCGAGCUCGCCUGUGUGUUCAGACUCUUUUGGAGAAAUUUGCCAAUCGACAAUUGGUUGUGACAGAAUCAUGGGAAAAAUGGCAGACUACUAUUGAAAUUACGAGACAAAGGCGAAUUGAGUGUGAACGAAAAGUCGAAGAAAGUGCAAAGACAUUAGAGUGGAUAACAAAACUUGAGACAAUAUUGUAUCCGGUAAUUACAACACGAUCCUCUAGAAUAGCUGAUAUUCUGGAUAAUUUAAAAGAUGUUAGACUACGGAAUUUAUCUGAAUUAAACACAGCUCUUCAGGAAUUGGAUAGCAGAAUCAAAAGUAUUCGAGUAUUCAUUGAAAAAGAUGAAGUUAAAACAACUGAACAGAUCUCAGAAAGACUUGUGCAAAUGUACGAAAAGAUAAAUAUCGUCGCCAAGAAUUACGAGGCACUACUGGAAUCUUUAAUAUCCAUCUUUAAGAAUCUCGAGGAGAUUGAGCGUAAAAUUGAUCAAGCAAAGCAAGAACUUAAACAUAUAUUAAGUCUUACAAAGCCCAUUGUGGAUAGCGCAUUAAAUGAGUUCGACAUAUUGAAAACGUCUAUUGCGAAAUCUUUGCUACGGGUGCGUACAAAAUCUGAAGAAAUAAUCGACAAUAUUAGACAACAGGAAUCGCUAGAAUCUGCGACACAAGAUGUCGGAAAACUCAAAGGCGCAAUAGACUCAGUGGUCGUCGAGUUCGAAUCGUUUCAAAGUGAAACGUCAAGUCGUAUCGAUAAACAUCGACGACAUUGCAUUUUUAGAGAGGAUAUCGAAAAGAUUAACUCAGAUUUGCGCGACUUAAACGAGCAGUUGAAAAACAUGGACGAAAAAAUCGGCGACAAUUUGCCGGCGUCGAGAGCGGCACUAGCCGCUUUUGAACAAUUUGAACAAACUAUAAUAACACUGGAGGAAAGAAUUGAAACGUUUGUGAAAAAAACGGAAGAAAUGAUCGUUCCGUUAACGCCACAAAUGACGGAUGAGAUUUCAUCCCUGCGAAACAGAUGGUAUCAUCUGAGAGAGUGUGUUAAAAAUACCAAGAAACGGAUAAACUUAAGCAUUGAAUAUUUCGUACUUUUGGAGGAAGCGAAACAAUGGUUUAGGGAAGGUAGCAAACUCUUGGUGAUCGUUGCACGUAAGGCAACAACCGUAAAAGUGCCUGAAGAAGCCAUAAAUUUAAUGCAAGAGAUCGACGCUUAUAUAAAACCGGGCGAAGAACAGCAAGACAAAAGGAUCGAACAGCUCAAACAAUUAUCGACUAUAGUUUUCGGUACCGACAGACUCCCUCAAUUCAACGAAGUGGUUGUAGAGAAUCGACAAAUGUUAGAUUCUUUUGCAGUCGUUUCUUCCGAAUUGCGUACUUUGAGUCAAAAUUUGCAAAAUGCCGAGGAUCUGCGAGAGAGGCUGCGAAUCGAAAAAUUGGAAGCUGACAAGAAAUUGCAGGCUGCUAAAAUAGAGAUGGCCGCGGCGGAAGCUGCUAGAGUGGAAGCUGAAAAUGCGAGGAAACUUGCGGAACAGCUUGCCGCUGAGACCUUGGACAAAGUCGCGAUAGAGACGAAGAAGUUGAAAGAAGAGGAAGCACGAAGAAUUGCUUCUCCUGCUCUUUCUCAUUCUGUUUCUGCUCAAACCGAGGAAACAGUAAUUGAGGAAACAAUUACUUCCGCCGUGACAACCAAAGAGAUUCAUAUUCUUCAAAAGAUGGAAGUCGAGAAAAGUGUUCCGAUAAUUCAAAAAGAAGCUAGUCCACCGAGAAAACUUGUUUCCGAGGAAACACAUCGCGCUAAAAUGCACGAUCACGCUGAAGAGGCCCAAGCAGACGAAGUAGUGUCACUGGCUCCAGAAUUCAUAGUUCCCUUAAGCGAUGCGACGAUUCAGGAAGGCAAGGAAUUCAGUUUCGAAUGCCGUUUGAUUGGUCAACCGACGCCAGAAAUAAUCUGGUACAAAGAUGGAAUAUCGAUUUUGAAUAAUCCGGACUACUUAACGACUUAUGCAAAUAGCAUUUGUACUUUGAAAAUAGAAGAGACAUUCGCUGAGGAUUCGGCAAAGUACACUUGCCGCGCAUUUAAUAUUCACGGUUCUGUAGAAACAUCGGCCACUCUCACUGUCACAGAAACUGUUACUGACGAGCAACCGAGCGCUCCUGUUUUCGUGAAAGAAUUGUUACCUUCUUCCGCAAGAGAAGGAAGUUCACAUAGAUUAGAAUGCACUGUUCAGGGAAAUCCUCUUCCGACGGUGCAAUGGUACAAGAACGACACUAACAUUGAUAAUUCCCCGGAUUAUGUCAUCACAUUUAAUAAUGGGGAAGCUGUUUUAAAGUUUGAGGAACUUUUCUUGGAGGAUAAAGCCUUAUAUACCUGUAAAGCAACGAAUCGAUGGGGACAAUCAUCUACUACUGCUUCCUUAGAUGUAGAACCCGCGCAAAUUUCUACCAAGAAACCGUACUUUGUGACACCGUUGUCAAACGCUAUGGUCAGAACAGGGCAAAGAGUGAAAUUAGAAUGCGAAGCUAAAGGAGAACCAAUUCCCGAAUUAAGCUGGACUCACGAUGGAAAACCGAUUGAGGAAUCUAGAUAUCAUAGGAUUCAAACGGACGGUGCACGAACAAGCCUGGUCAUCACGGAAGCAUUUCUGAAGGAUGCCGGAUGUUACAUGGUGAUUGCUAAGAACGAGAUCGGAGAAGCUACUGCAUCUUGUACCGUUUCCGUGAAAGGACGUUUGCUUCACGAAACCAGCGAGUCCGAUAUUAUUUGUAGCGAUACAGAAACAAUAAUUCCGAAAUUUCAAUUACCUCUGCAGGAUCUCAAGAUACAAGAGGGACGAUCGGCUAGACUAGACUGUGUAAUUAUAGGUCAGCCUGAACCAGAGGUGAUUUGGUAUCACGAUGAACAACCCGUAAAAGAGUCGUCGGACUUUCAAUUACUUUUUCAAGGUGACAGAUGCUCGUUAGUUAUUCAUGAAGCUUUUUUGGAUGACGCGGGUGUAUAUAAAGUAGUCGCCAUUAAUUCUGGCGGUGAAGCUUCUAGUCAGUGUACAUUAACAGUUACACCUACAUCUCGCAUCUCGGAUGUAAUCGAUCUAGUACAGGAAACAGGAGAAGCCCUCAUUGAAGGAUCCGCGCCAAAGUUCAUCAGACUUCCGACAGAUUUGCUUGUGGCUGAGGGCGAAGAUGCGAUUUUCGAAUGUGCCGUGACUGGAGAACCUAAACCUGAUCUGAGGUGGUACUCGGACGACGGUGAAGUCAUUCAUAGCAGAAGAAUUCUGAUUGAGAAAAAGGAAGAUGGAACAGGGCUUUUGAAAAUUUUGUCAACGAUACCGGAAGACAAAGGCAAUUAUGUGGCAAAAGCUAUAAAUAUACAUGGCGAGGCAAAAGCUUUUGCCAGGCUGGUUGUAAAAACUCUCGGUGAUUUUAAGAGAAAUGAAGAAUUCAUUCAAAUGGAAGAAAAAUUGAUUCGGCCAGUGUUUAAAGAAGUAUUUGAAGAUAGAAAAAUACCCGAAGGCAUUUCGACAAAAUUUGAAUGCAUCGUCAUCGGUAAACCUUCUCCCAAGAUUCAGUGGUUGUUUAACGAUCGGCCGGUUCAUGGAAAAGAUUUCCUAGUUUCCGUUAGCGGAGAUCGGCAAGUUUUAACAAUUCCUGAGGUCGGUGAUGCACACGUUGGUACGAUUUCCUGUCUAGCGGAAAACGCGGCUGGUAGAGCGAUUUGUAGUGCUAAAGUGGAAAUUGAUAGUGGAUCGGCGAGGCAGACUGCAGGUGAAAUCGAAAAAGUGCUCGAAUUAGUUCCACAUUUUCCUGCAGACAUUAUGCAUCCUGCAAGUAGUAGCGACAAGCAUUUCUCAAGCGAGAAGAGACAUUAUGAAGGCGGUAGCGAGAGUCAAGUGCUAACGAAAAUGUCGUCUACUGUCACGCAUUCCUCGACGACGUCCACGAAGAAGGAAUUCGUAUCGUCAACUAUGACUUCCUCUUUAUCGCAAUCUGGACAGGAACCUAGCAGUGUUUGUACAAAAACAACUGUGCAAAGUUCGGAGCAAUCUACUUCGGAAAACGGAGCACCACCUGUCGUACAGUCUCACAAGAUCGAAGAGUAUGAAAAAAUUAUACAGGAUCGGCCCGGCGAAGUGCGACAAGAGAAAACCGUUCUCGUAUCUGAAGAAACGGAUGGCUUGAAACGCGACCUCAAAACGAAUCAGGUUCAGAAGCCAUCUCGGAAACCAGUAGCGCCUAGAUUCGUCUCACCGAUUACAGGAAUGAUUGUCGACCAAGGAGAGAAUAUUGUUUUCGAGGGUAUCAUCGAUAGUUUUCCACAACCGAUGGUUCGAUGGUCAAAGAAUGGUCAAGAGUUGACACUGAAGGAUAAUAUAAAAAUCAGUUACGCUCAUAAUCACGUGAAAUUGGAACUGAAAAAUGUCAAUGUAAAGGAUGCUGGACGUUAUACUUGCACAGUGAGCAACGACGUUGGAAAUGCUAGUAGCACGGCCGACCUUGUUGUCAAAAAAACAAUAUUUCCUCCGGUUUUCGGCAAACGUCUCAAGGCUCAAGUAGCGAAAAAAGGCGACCGUGUUGUUAUGGAAGUAGAAAUCACCGGUAUACCCGAACCGACGGUCAGUUGGUAUAAAAAUGAUGUCCCGAUCAUUGAACGACCACCAGAACUGAGAAUUAUUCAGCAAGGAAAUUGUUAUACAUUACACAUAAAUAAAGUCAAAGAGGAAGACGCCGGCAAAUACAUGGUACGUGCGACAAACGCUGGUGGCGAGGCGCAGAGCAUCGCUGAUGUUGCAGUUUUUGAACCGAAGCCCGAUACUAUGGUCGAGGUACAUAAAACUGUCAUCUACGAAAACAUCCAGGAUAAAAGUGCCGUCCAGUCCGAGGAGAAGAAAGAAGAAAUAUCAUCGGGUAUUUUGAUGAGCGAACAGACACCAACGAUCCAACCAAGUACACUGUUCAAGCCAAUUAAGACAUUGGCAUCGACCACAAUCGACACCGUGCAAAAGAUCGAUGGGCCGGAGAUAAAGGCUAGUAAAUCGGAAACGAUCUCGUCUAUAAUCGAAUCUCACGAAACCGAAACGAAAACAGAACAGAAGUUUCAUAUGAAACUGGAACACAAAACUCCAUCAAUCAUGGAGUCCAAGUCUCGAACCGAGCAAACAUUUGCGAUAAAGGAAGCUGACGAAAGGAAAGACCUGUCAAAGCCAUUGAUAAAAAUGGAAGAGAAAUCAACAAUCGAGAAUGAAAACAUAGAGACUUCUACGAUUGCGAAGAAAGAUGCAUUGAGCUUUUUCGAGUCUAUUACGAAAGAAAGCGAGGCUAUGCCUAAAGGACCGAAGGAAAUGAUUAAGCUAACAGAUGAGGGGCAAGUUCAAGAAGCUAAAGUUGGAAAAUUAACAAAAAAUUACGAGCAAGCAACAUUUCAAGAGGUAAAGAAAUCGACGGAAGUAAGACCGUCAGAGUUUCAAACAACAAAAAAGGCCGUCCAGGAUAUUUUCACUAAAUUGGAACAAGGACCAUCACCUCGCGGAGUAGAAAACAAGCUAUUCGAGUUUCCGUAUGAGAGUCCUAAAUCAACGGAAAUAAAAAAAACGGCUGUAGAGGAAAAAAUAAUUUCCGAUUCGUCUAUUUUACAACUGCAAACGGAAAGCUCCGAAACAAUGAUAAAAAGUUUCAAUUUAGUGCCGGAACCACCUCCCGAAAUAUGUUACAUGCCAAAGCCAGAGGAGGCGAAAAAAAAACGCCCUGAUGUGUUUGUUAAGGCAAAGCAGCUGCAGGAGUCCUUUGAUAAGACGCUUUCUCCGAUAGAUGCUCCCAUUGGAGGCGUAAAGAUCUUUCCUACAUCCACUCCGAAAUUAUCGGAACCUGUCAAACCUGCAGAACCCACAUUUAAGAUACCACCACCGUUUGAACUUGAAAAAAAAGAAGCCUUUGAAGAGACAUGUAUAAAGAGAGACGCAUAUGAAAAGAAGGAGAGUAAGUAUUUCAAGGAGGAAAAAAUGGAACCACCGAAAUACACAUCUGUAUCUUCAACGUCUGUUUUGAGAAGUACUUCUCCUAGCAGACCAUGGUCAUCAUCAUCGGACGUGGAAACUAAGUCGCAUGUAUCUACGGAUUUAUCAGAAUACAGAUGUCAUUCGGCCGCAUCUAGUCAUCAAGAAGUCUUGAGAGCAACUUCGCCUAAACCAUCCGCGGAUGCACUGGCGAUGGAAAAAUCUUGGGCGAAGAAAUACGCGGAUUCGAAUAGAAAGUCGUGGCCACCUCAGCCCGAUUCCGCUCAGAAACGCGAAUGGAAUAUUCCCGUUGAUGAAUAUAAAAGCUCCACGAGAGAGUUUACGCGGAAGGUCGAGGAGGUACCGCAAGGUGGAAUAAAAAAAAUUAGCACAGAAUCAUUUGCCGAUGUGGAGAAACGUUCGUGGUGCAGCAAAGAGGAAUUCACAGAGAAGAUAGUGGAAGGGUCUUUGCCCACGCCAAAACUUGGUCCAAUAAUCUAUAAUGCCGAGACGAUUAAAGUCGAUCAUACCGUAAAUACUGCACAGGAGAAGGCUCUGUUCGAGAAAUACAUUAGUGAGUGCAAUGUGGAAAAAGCGGAGACGAUACAAAAAUUUGAAGAAUGCAGCUCGAAACGCUUGACAGAAGACAAAGAAUUAAAAGCACCGGGUUUAGUAAAAAAGAUCGAGCCAGUAAAAUCGCUCGUAACGUCGCGUCAUCUUACGGAAACGGGAAUCGAUUCGAUCGUCCUCGAACCGGGAUCUCCUCCGGAAAUUGGAUAUAUUCCGCCACCCGCUGUAAAGAAAGAAAUAACAUUGGAGCAUAAGAUAGAAAAGAGGGAAGAACCACCGAUACUUCCACCGAAAGAUGCGCGUAUCACGCCGCCGCCUCUUCCAGCCAAGAAGCCUGUCAAACCUUCGACGCCGGUUCCGUCAAAAUUCAUUAAGGGUUCAUAUAGCCACGAGAGCGAUUACGAGUCCGAUUUCGAAGGUCGUCUGAAAGCAAAGUGGAGACCGUACGAGAGCGAUAAUGAAGAGCCGCAUUAUCGAAGAGUCAAGGCACCUGUUUUGAAACAACCGACGAGACCGAGGUCUACCGAGCCCGAGCCACUUCCGCCCUCAAAAUUCGAGACACCCCCGCUAUUCACGGGGCCGUUGAGACCGCUCGUUGCUGCGGAAUCUUCCGAAAAAUCAGUGAGAAAGACAACGUUUAAACGACACGAGAGAGAAUCCAAGCAGCAGCAGCAAAGUUCGAUUCCUUUGAAACCCGGCUCUCCACCGAUUUACGUGCAGCCAACUACAAAGAUUGCAGCGCCGAAAUCUCCUUCCGCCAAGAAACCGGAAUCUCCGAAGUUCAAGACAAAAGUUUUUCAGCAAGAAAGCGGUUACAUGGCGGACACGGACGAGCCAUUUCAACAAAAGGCUUCAUCUACGAUAACUACGACGCAGAAAUCUUUUGGUAAACGCGAUGGAUCUUCGACGAUGAUUCACACAGAGAGUCAUACUAUGAGCACGGAGAGCAGGAUGAAAUCCUUCGAAAGCCACAGUUACGAAACUGAUCACUUACGAAAAGAAGAGUCUUCUUUCGUUUCAUCACCUGUUUGUAGUACGCAAACACCUCCUAAAGUUGUUCAACAGCAACGCAGCUCUCUCGAGAAGAGUUAUUCCUCGACGACUAGCAGCGGUUUACGCAGAUUCGAAUCCUUGAAGGAAACUGGGCAUUCCAUGGAUCAAUUGCAUAGAAAAUUGGAACCAGUAGAAAAGAUUUUGCCAAUCUCUCCGAGUCCUUCGAAGUUCGUAAAAGGCGAUUUCCGCGAGAGUGACUAUGAAAGCGAUUACGAUCGCAAAACACCGCCAUAUCGUGCAAGCAGCUCUACGAAAUUUAGUGUCAUUGAUUCAGGAAAACCAGCAAAGCUGAACAAGUAUCAUACGGUAGCGGCAGCAUCGACAAAGUCGAAGACGGUUCUCUUACCCGGCUCUCCGCCGGAAAUCGCUUACGCGCCACCGCAGCAACCGCAACAACAAUUUUACGAGGCGCGUGCAAGCGCACCGUUUACAAACGCGGUGGGUACGGAAACCAAGAAAACGGUGAGGAUGGACGAGUCGACGGAGAAUGCCAGAAGAGUCGUCACCGUUGAACAAACGAGCCGCGUCAUCAAGUUCGGCGACACCGCGCCGAUCCAGAAGCAGCAAACGCAUUAUCGCGUGCCUGUACCGAAGAAAUUUGUUCAAGGACAAUUUCGUGAGUCCGAUUACGAGAGCGAUGUAGAUGCCGGUAGAAUUCGGCCGAAGUGGGCGCCGGCUGACAGCGAUACAGAGGAACCGUAUUACCGAAGGGUUCAACCGCCCGCGGCGAAGAGCCCGAGAUUAUCGAGCACUCCGGUUAAGCAGACGCACAUCGUGUCACCGAUAGAGUUUGACACCGGUCCUCCAACGAUGUCGUUGACCUCGCAGAUCCGCAGAGAGGACGUAGACGGAACGAUCAGCCAUCAGAGAUACCAGCAACAACGAACAGCUUCCGAAAAAAGCGACAGCAUCUUGCAGCCUGGCUCGCCACCCGAAUACGGAUUUAUUUCGAAGAGCGACGUAAAAAAAGCUGCGGAUCACAUCGCGUCACGUCACAUGAGUGAUAUGACAAGCAGCUUCAAAUCAAAAACUAAGAAAUUCGUGAGUGAUAUCCAGUCAGACUUGAGGCAGAGCAAACCGAUUCUGAAGCAUCCUGUCGAUUCAAGGACGACGGAUAGUGACGAGCCGAGAACUUAUAGGGAAGAAUCGCGAGUCUCCGAACACGGAACAAAACAAAUCGAUCCGGACACUGGACUCAUAUAUUUCAAAUAUGACUUUGGUUAUGAAUUUGGUAUCAUUUUGCCCGGCGAGGGUAAGAAGACGGUUGAAAGCAGUCAGAAGAGCAUUCAAGGACAGAGACGCGCCAGCGACAUAGAUGUUCCUAUAGUUCACGAAUUUACCGAAAAGAAAGCAAAUGGCUUUGCGAAGAAGAGUACGUUUUUGAAUCGCCAGGGCAAGCCGGGAAACAAAUUCGGCAAUUCGAAGACUGUCAAGUGGGAGCCGACGUCGGAAAGUGAGUUUUCUGAAGCCGAAGACACGAGACAUCUCAAUAAAAAACAAUCGAGCUUGGAAAGCUCGAUGAUGGCGCCUCCGAGUCUUAUCAUACCCAGCUCUGUAUCACCGUCAAGAUGGGAUCGCAUUACGCCUAGCCCGCUUUCUCUUAGUCCAAGUUUGCCGAGCCUAUCUCCCAGACAUAGUAGCGCUACUGGACCACCUAGCAAUGUGGACUCUGCAGGUUCACCAUGGCCGACUAGCAAUGGCGUAUCAUCGACCAAAGAAGUGAUUCAGCCUUAUCUCGACAUAUUACCGAAAAAGGCUCCCAUGUUCAUCACGCCACUGAAGGAUAUUGCAGUAGUGAGCGGACAACCGGCUAGAUUUGAAUGUAUCGUUCAGGCUGAACCGCAGCCUAAUAUUCUAUGGUCAAAGGAUCGUAAGAUCGUCGAAAAUUCUACGAGCCAUGAAAUCCAAUACAGAAACGGCGUUUGCCGUCUUACCGUAUUAAAAGCUUUUCCCGAGGAUGCUGGAACUUAUGCAUGCACGGCAACGAACAGUCUAGGUUCCACCGUAACUUCCGCCCAUUUGGAGGUGCCAGGUAACAGACGACCUAUAUACACCCCUAUUUCGUAAAGAUCUGAUUAGGAAAGGAUUGAACGGAGGAGAUCGAACGGGAUAAAAUAUAAAGGUGGUGGAAAAGUCAGUUCUUAACUUCGGUCUGUGUUGGUUUUGGAUUUGCGCAUCGUAUCAUAUUUGAUUAUUAAUCUAUCCAGUUCGCAGGCUAAUGUGGUGGAGGAAAUAACGACAUACAAUGCUCGGUAUAUUUCCUUUAUGCGAGAAAAAAAUCCUCUAAACGCUCGAAGAUAAACGAAUAUUAUAAUUCGAUAUCAAAGUGCUUUUUCUAGCUUGCUUCUUUUUAGAGAUGAACAAUGAUUUAUUGCGAUACAAGAAAAUACGAAUAAGCCGGUGUUAAAGAGUGACAGAGCAAGAGCAAACUAGCUUUGUCUCAAUGCGCAUAAUUAAUUUGUUUUUAUAUAGUUGUAUAUACGUACGAUUUAAUUUUAAAACGCAGAAACUAGUCAAUUAAAAAUCAGAGCUCAAUAAUAAUAAAAAAAAAAACAAAACAAAAUGAGAACAAGAAUGAAAAUACAAGAAUUAAAAAUAUUAUGCCAUUGGAUAAGUUAAGUAAAGCUUUUGAUCACUCAUAUAUCUACAUAUUUUAUUUCUUGUUUAUGCCUUAUCUCUAUUUCAAUUAUUCUUUCCUUUAAUUAAAACAUUAUAUUUUCGACUUUUCUUUCUAUGCGUACGUUGAUUGUUUCUUGCCAGCGUUGUUAUAUGCUAGAAUCACGAUACUCCUUUUUCAAAGCUAACUUUAUCGAAGCUAGUAAUGAAAAAUAAAACAUUGAAUAGACUAGAGGAUAAAAAACAGGUUCAUAUUUUAAUUCAAAUAUUAAUAUUAUUUUAAAUCACUCUCUACUUGUGCAUUGUGAUAUACUCUAUUGGAACUAGUCAAAUUAUUUAAAAAACAAAUUAAUAAGAAUAUAUUGUUUAUUUAUAAGCACUGAAUAUAUAAAUGUAGUAGGAGUAUCCAAUCGUUCUAAACGGCUUCUUCCUUUGUAGUUUUACAUACGUUUCCAUAUUAAUUGUCUGUAUUUAAAACGCGAGAAAUUAACGUUUUACAGCUAUAUGAAAUAUGGGAAUCUACUGUGGAAUAUGUACGACUAUGCUCUAAAUCACCAUGCUGUUAACUCCUUGCGUCGAUAUUAUUUAUUUAUAAGUACUGGCACGGUAAAAAUAAAAUUCAUGCAUUUAUAGAUGUACAUCAAAAAUGAUUCAGUCACAAAAAACAAUAAUUUUUUCUUCAGAGGAAUUUUGUAAAAGAAUAACAUUUUGUAAAUUAAUUAAGCAAUUAGUUGUCAAUAUUCAAUCGAUGAUAGAAGACACUUUCAAAAUAAAAUAUUUUAACAUCAGCAAGGAGCUAACUAUUUAUUAAUAUUGCUGUUCACACACAUAGUCACACGGAUACUUAUAUACUAUGUAAAUAAAAAAAAUGUGUGCUUUCUCUACAAUAUAAACUGGCUAUGGUUUAUGGGUAA